Molecule: messenger RNA, 596 nt
Organism: Hippocampus comes (tiger tail seahorse)
Lineage: Eukaryota; Metazoa; Chordata; Actinopteri; Syngnathiformes; Syngnathidae
Product: tumor necrosis factor ligand superfamily member 6-like
Exons: 1
Biological process (GO): immune response; positive regulation of canonical NF-kappaB signal transduction; extrinsic apoptotic signaling pathway via death domain receptors
Cellular component (GO): membrane
Molecular function (GO): tumor necrosis factor receptor binding
Source: RefSeq, a predicted model, not a curated record
UUCUAUCAGCCUAUUAUUUCUGUUGCAGGGCGAAUUGAAAAGCACAUCUUCCACAAAACGCUGCGCUGGGAGUCACGCGUUGGCGCCGCGUUCACUGGCGGCGGCGCGGUCUACCAGUUGGAAGACGGCGCCUUGCGCGUCAACCAGAGCGGGCUCUAUCACAUCUACUCACGGGUGGAGCUGCUCUUCAAGCAAUGCUCUCCCACAUCCUCCUUUAUCCACACGGUGUUCGUAAGGUCAACGUCCGGCGUGGACACGGCCUUGAUGGAGGCCCACCGGGCCGGGUUCUGCUCCUGGCGGAGCAAGCUGAAAGAGCAUCACGCCUGGACCGCCGACAGUUACCUGGCGUCGGCUUUCCGGCUCCGCCAGAAUGACAGGAUUCUCGUCAACGUGUCGCAACCGCAAUAUCUCAGUCAUUCCAAUCACGGCAACUUCUUCGGUCUCUACAAGAUCUGAUUGAGACACUUUAAGCGCCCAGGACACAAUAUGAAUGAUGUCGUCUUGUGUCACGGUGGAGAAAGACACCUCCCCUAAUCGAUGCCUUUAACACCAUUAACACUAAUGUGAUGUGUGGAGCAUUAUAUUUAUUCAUCAUG